AUGGCCACGCUCGGCAUCACUUUGCAUCAGAUUAUCUCGUCGCGCACUGCGGCCCGUGCUGCGGUACAGGCACUGAUUACCCCUGCACAGUUUGCGACCGUGCUGAAGAUAGUGCCGGUAUCCGGAGGCAGCCGCUUGCAUGUGACUUGGUCGAAGGUUGUGCUUCGGGACGUACAUCAUUUGGACGGCAUAGUCAUGGCUCUGGGCGCAUUGGGUACUGUGUCUCAGUUUGACAAUGUCGAGCAUCUGAAUCGCGAGGCUUGGAGCCGCAUGAAGAGCGGAGAGUUCGAGGGGCACAAGAUGUCAGUGGCCGAUACGGCUUUGCGCACCGCGAAGGAGCGGCAGCGCGCUGGUUUGGUCACAGCUUCAGCAGCCGUCGACGUCACGCAACAGCUUCUUCUUCUGCGUGGAGGCGGAGGACCUGCUCGUAAGCGGCGCAAAUUCGCCGAUGACAGCUUGGCUUUCAUCAAUUGUGCUCAGACGUGGCAAGCGGAUGGGUUGCGACGUCAGGCGCCCCUAUGCUUGUGCUUAGGAUGGCCAGCGCACGCCACCUUGAAUCUUACGCCCCGGAGCCUAACGUAG
This is a messenger RNA of Symbiodinium sp. CCMP2592, 582 nucleotides long. NCBI's taxonomy places the organism in Eukaryota, Dinophyceae, Suessiales, Symbiodiniaceae. The record is from the annotation of a GenBank genome assembly.